GGCAUUAUUGUUUUCGCUCAAUGUGUUUCAUCAAUCGAAUUUGAGAAAAUUCAAUAUUUAUGGCAAAAAGGAUUAAAACGAAAAGAAUCCAGCAUAAUAAUUUAAUUGAUGAAGAACACCAUCCAUUGAAAUGAAAGCAAAGCUUUGAUCAAAAGACAAACAAACUACCACGGUGGAUGCACUGUUUUUUCUCACUUUACCACAUCAUCCUCUCUAUCUCCCGCCCCACCGGCCGCUACUCCACCGGCAAGUCGCCGUCGGCGAACUCGUCGGAUCUUCUAGAACCCUUCGAAUUUUAUAUCAUUCAUAAAAUGAGUCGAUAACGCUUGCUUUACUCGCAGAUCUAAUUCAGUGUCGCAAUAAGUUGGAAGGAUUUGUAAAAGCGACAUAUCAAUUUACUAAUGGCUUCGCCGAAUAUGGAUCAAUUUGAGGCCUAUUUUCGGCGAGCUGAUUUGGAUCAGGAUGGUCGGAUCAGUGGCCCUGAGGCUGUUGCCUUUUUCAAAGGCUCCAAUUUGCCUCAACCAGUCCUCGCUCAGAUAUGGACCUAUGCUGAUCAAAGUCGUACUGGGUUCCUUGGUCGCCAAGAAUUUUAUAAUGCUCUUAAGCUCGUCACAGUGGCACAAAAGCGAGAGUUGACUCCAGAAAUAGUGAAGGCUGCGCUAUUCACUCCAGCUUCAGCUAAAAUUCCUGCCCCCCAAAUAAACCUUGCAGCUGUACCCGUUCCCCAACCAACUAAUAAGGUUGGGGCUGAAGUUCCUCCAGUUAGUGGUGCUACUCCAACAGCAGCUCAAACUUUUGGCAUUAGGGGUCAACAAGGCUUACCAGCUCAGCAAAGUCAUUACAUGAGGCCUCCUCGGCCCUCGAAUCCAAGCCCUGGUUUCCAAUCUCAACCAAAUAUUUCUGGUCAAGGAAUGCUAGUUGGAAGUACUGUUGUAGCUUCUCGCCCUCCCAGUUCCACUGAUUUGCCUGCUGGUCGGAAUGGUGGCUCACAAGCAGGUCCUGGUUCCCAAGCCCCAAAUACAAGUGUCAGUUCUAGAAGUCAGGAUGCAUUUGGUCUUGUUGCAUUGACGCCUUCUGCACAACAAACCCAUCAAGCAACCACGUCAUCACUGCAACCAGAUCUAUCAAAAUCAAAUGAUGCAACUUUGUCGCAUGGUAACCUGCCUGAUGCCAAAGUUCCUAAAGCCGUUCCAGUUGCAGGAAAUGGAUUUCCAUCGGAGUCGCUCUUUGGAGAUGUUUUUUCAGUUGCAUCAGUUCAACCCAAGCAAAGCUCCACACCAACUAUAUCUUCCGCAGUUUCAUCAGCCACAGUCCCAGCACCUACAGGGCCCCAACCUCCUAUAAAGGCUAGCUCAAUUGAUUCGCAGACUACACUUCCUCAGCAACUGGUUCACCAGCAUCAGCAAGCUCAUUUGAUUGUGAGACCAAAUCAACAGGUUCAAGUGCAAAGUUCUGCUGCAAUUCCUAGUGCAGCUAGAAAUUCUCUUCCUGGCCAGUCUCAGCUUCCGUGGCCAAGGAUCACGCAGUCUGACUAUCAGAAGUAUUGCAAAGUAUUUAUGGCAGUGGACACAGACAGGGAUGGAAAAAUUACUGGCACAGAGGCACGGAGCCUGUUUCUAAGUUGGAAGCUGCCUUGAGAGGUCUUAAAACAGGUGUGGGAUUUAUCGGAUCAAGACAAUGACAGCAUGCUUUCUUUGAGGGAAUUCUGCAUUGCACUUUACCUGAUGGAGCGGCACAGGGAAGGUCGCCCUCUUCCUUCAGUCCUUCCAGCUAAUCUUAUCUUUGACGAGUCAUUAUUGCCUGCUUCUGGUCAGCCUACAGGAUCACAUGGUGCGACAGCUUGGAGACACACAUCAGGUUUCCAGCAAACACAGGGGCCAAGGGGUGCACACCAAGUGGCUUCUGGUGCUCCGGGGAAGCCUCCACGUCCAGUUCCCAUUCCCCAGCCUGAUGAAACUGUGCAGCCUAGUAAACAGAAGGCGAAAGUUCCAGUAUUGGAGAAGCAUCUGGUUGACCAACUUAGCACAGAGGAACAGGAUUCAUUGAACUCGAAGUUCCAGGAAGCAACUGAUGCAGAGAAGAAGGUCAUGGAACUGGAGAAGGAAAUUUUAGACGCCAAAGAAAAAAUUCAGUUCUACCAUGCAAAGAUGCAAGAAUUGAUUCUAUACAAAAGCCGAUGCGAUAAUAGACUGAAUGAGAUCACCGAAAGAACUUCUGCUGACAAAAAAGAGGUCGAAUUACUGGCUAAAAAAUAUGAAGAGAAAUACAAGCAGACUGGAGAUGUUGCUUCUAAGUUGACAAUUGAGGAGGCCACAUUUCGGGAUAUUCAGGAGAAAAAAAUGGAGCUUUAUAGAACGAUUGUCAAAAUGGAUCAAGAUGGCAAAACUGAUGGUAUCCAGGACCGUGCUAAUCAGAUUCAGGCAGACCUCGAGGGGCUAGUAAAAGCAUUGAACGAACGGUGCAAAACUUAUGGGCUACGGGCCAAACCAACUACUCUGCUUGAGCUUCCAUUUGGUUGGCAACCGGGCAUCCAAGAGGGGGCAGCUGACUGGGAUGGAGCGUGGGAUAAAUUUGAUGAUGAAGGUACGCUGUAAAACGUCAUUUUAAAAUCAAACAUUCAAAGUGCCUCCAAAGUGGUCCAGAGACCAUCUUAUCAGCUUAUCAUAUUUAGAUUAAAAGACUUGACUUUCAUAGUGCCUAUA
Molecule: messenger RNA, 2702 nt
Organism: Nicotiana tabacum (common tobacco)
Lineage: Eukaryota; Viridiplantae; Streptophyta; Magnoliopsida; Solanales; Solanaceae
Source: RefSeq, a predicted model, not a curated record